This is a messenger RNA of Acaromyces ingoldii, 1348 nucleotides long. RefSeq lists its product as hypothetical. The transcript is spliced from 2 exons. The coding region runs from base 1 to 1059 and encodes 352 amino acids. Lineage: Eukaryota; Fungi; Basidiomycota; Exobasidiomycetes; Exobasidiales; Cryptobasidiaceae. The record is from RefSeq and is a predicted model, not a curated record.
AUGACGUACGACGACGCGAGUGCCUCAAUCAUCAUAGGCAGCAAUCGAGGCGAGGUUUUCCACGCCUUCUGGCUUAGCGCUAUCACAUGUCUCGCUCUCGCCAUGGGCUUUACAGCCAAAGCCAGCGAGCGUGGACGCCUCCGCUUCUCUCUUCUCUACUUAUCGAUAUGCGUGACCUUGGCCUACUCUGCGGUCUGGAUGGCCUCCUUGUCUCUCAUGGUAUCGCGAGAGGCCAAAAAUAUGCCGAGAAAGGGCAGUUGGGAUCUCUUGUCUGGUGUUGCGGGCGUUUUCGAGCAGUUAGCUCCACUUGUGUGUCAGCUUGCUGCCUUGGAAAAGGUCAUUACCCUCUACUAUUCCACGACCACCAACAUCAUCCGGCUUGCAUCGAUAUUCCUUCCCGUCGGCGUUUUGGUACUCGGCCGGGUCGCUCUGGUUAUCUACCUGAUGUGGUGGAACCUGGUGCCUGUCAAAGGGGAUCUGUCGCGGGGCGCCACAAUUUAUCUGGUCUCAUACGUGCUUCAGAUCGUUUACUGCGUCUCUGUCUCAACACUCCUGCUCAUCAAAGCACGGACGCACCUCGGACACGCGGCAAGGCAAUCUCCACUCCUCGGCCAAAGGCUCAAGGCUUUCACUGAAGGCGUCCUGAUGACUCUUCUCAUCCCCGUCAUUCCUCAAAUUCUGUGCGCCAUCAGUGUCGAGCAUUCCUUCGAGGACCAGAGCACCUCGGCGUAUCUCUUCAUUGCGAAUUACGCCAGCGCUUUCAACGUCUAUCUCAGCACUCUUUUUGCCGUCAUGAGCACAAGCUGGUCCACCAUUCGAAGCAAAGUCAGCAUUCCGCCUACGGACCAAGGGUCAUCUUUGGGUGAAGAAGCGCUAGCGAUAAUUGACAAAGAUGCCGAGCCGGUAGAUCGCAGACCAGAGAUAAAGGGAGUCGUUGUUCCUCAGCGAUCUGAGCACUACGGCCAAGUCAGCGAACCGGUCGAGGUGUUGCAGACAAGGGUGAUGGAUAGGCAGAGUCUCGCCGGUUCUCCAUUGGUGUCGAGGAAUUACCUCAGGUAGCUUGAAUGGAUGCAAUGAGAGUUGGUGGAAGGCAGGAUCAGGUGUGAAGGGAAUCCGUUUCCGACAUCUGCGCUUUUAAUUACAGCACCUUGAUCUCCGCAUAGGUGGCCUCCGUCGAACAAAGGCUCCUUGAAGCUCGUACAUGGUCUUUCUUCCUUCUGCCCAAGAUAAGCAUAGUACAAAUCGGGCAGCCGUGAUCAUGGUCGGGUCGAAUUACCUGGCAUCCACUCGCACCUCAUUUGCGAUGGUUCUGCACCGUGACCUCUAAGUGAUCGGUAGCCGUACUGUA